This is a messenger RNA of Gongylonema pulchrum, 366 nucleotides long. Lineage: Eukaryota; Metazoa; Nematoda; Chromadorea; Rhabditida; Gongylonematidae. The record is from the annotation of a GenBank genome assembly.
AUGCUCGGAUCUGUUGUAGGUGGUCGACACGCCGAGCGUUCACCGCGAGCAGUGCGCUUUGAACUGCUCGACAAAACUCCAUAUACAGCAACAUUCACUGUGAGGCAGUAUUCUCAAACUUCAGAAAAAAUACAGAUUCUGGAAGGAUACGGGAGAAGACUGGGCCCCGAUCCGGGCGAGCUACUCAUUAAUAUCGGACAUCCAGCUGAUCCUUGUCCAUAUUCGAUUGUUCGCAGCGGUCCCGUGAACAGUGAUGACCUCUACGACUAUGUAAUUCUGACACAACCGCUCAAAUAUCCGACUAUUGUCCUCGCUCGUGACCCCUUCGAUUUCGAUACCAAAUACAAGCAGCAGGUAAUGGUUUAA